Sodiomyces alkalinus F11 is the source of this 1346-nucleotide messenger RNA. RefSeq names its product WD40 repeat-like protein. The record is from RefSeq and is a predicted model, not a curated record. Bases 103 to 1056 code for a protein of 317 amino acids. Gene Ontology annotation, cellular component: Cdc73/Paf1 complex. Lineage: Eukaryota; Fungi; Ascomycota; Sordariomycetes; Glomerellales; Plectosphaerellaceae. Gene Ontology annotation, molecular function: protein binding. The transcript has 4 exons.
CACCGCCUAAUUAAGGUACUAUUAUUCUUGGCCCCAUCUGGCUGCUCUCAGACGCAGAACUCCUUCUCAGAGAUAAGUCGCAUACUUGAUGGAUGAGCCAUAAUGUCAAAGCAAUACCUAACCACGCACACCGUGGACAAUGCACACGUCACGGACAUCUUUUCUAUAGCCGCAACUCCACGAGCCAUCCUUUCCGCCGGCGGUUCCUCGACGCUCCGCAUCCACGACACGAACGAUCCGACCUUCCCUAUCUCCCAGUCCAUUAGCGGAGCGCACGAACUCGGCUGCCACCACAUCUGCGCCUCCCGCGACGGGUUGGUGGCCGCGAGCGCGGGCUUCGACGGCGUAGUGAAGGUCUGGACCGUCACGAAAGAAACAGGGGAGUGGAACCAACAUGCGGAGAUCAAGCUGCCAGGCAAGGCGGGGGAGAUCUGGGCCAUCGCUCUGAGCGAGAACGGCCGGUACCUGGCGGGAACUACAUACGAUGGUCGCAUCAAUGUCUGGGACGUCGGCGACUCGAGUACCCCCAAGAUACAGGAGUAUGAGACGGGCAGCGCAGGGGCUAGCAGCUUCGGCAUGUGCGUCGAUCUGAGUCCGGACGGCAAGUUGACAGCCAGCGGGCACCAGAACGGUGCGGUGUAUGUGUUCAACAAUGACACGGGUCGGAUGCUCUACUCUCUAUCUGGUCUUGCCAAGCCGGUGCGUACCGUCGCUUUCUCCCCCGGCAGCACCCGGCUGGCGGCGGCGGGAGACGCUUCCGUCAUCGCCCUCUACGACAUGAAGCAUGGCGAGCACGUUGGCAACCUGACGGGCCACGCGUCGUGGAUCACCUCCCUCGACUGGAGCAAUACGGGCGAGUACCUUCUGAGCGGCGCCAUGGACGGGAAGGCCAAGGUGUGGUCGAUCGACCGGGCUGCCUGCGUGGCCACGCAUAGCGAGACGGAGAAGGCACUGUGGUCGGUCAAGUGGCUGCCCAAGACGAAUCGGAGCGAGAUGUUCUGCACGGCUGGUGCGAACCGGAGUCUUACAUUGUACAGGGAGGCCACGGGGAUCUAAUGACUGGGUAGGCAAAAACUACGAACGUGACAUGAAUACAGGCAUGAAAUGGGCUUUGCGUAUACAAUAAAAAAGCAUCAAUGAGUCUCAUCGACUACGACAAGGCUCAAAAGAAGGGCGGUCUAAGACGCGUGUGGUCGUAGGGCUAUCUUGGAAGGACAGAAGACGCUGACGCGUAUGUCAUUGAUGUCGCACUAAAAACACGUGAGCCUGUUUUCUGUGUUUCUAUUAGCUGGAUUAGCCCUAUAUUCCUCGCGUGGAAAAGGGGUAGAUAUAUUUAGAACACCCAC